This is a messenger RNA of Carlito syrichta (Philippine tarsier), 1684 nucleotides long. RefSeq names its product patr class I histocompatibility antigen, B-2 alpha chain-like. Gene Ontology annotation, cellular component: external side of plasma membrane. Bases 144 to 869 code for a protein of 241 amino acids. Gene Ontology annotation, molecular function: peptide antigen binding; signaling receptor binding. The record is from RefSeq and is a predicted model, not a curated record. NCBI's taxonomy places the organism in Eukaryota, Metazoa, Chordata, Mammalia, Primates, Tarsiidae. Gene Ontology annotation, biological process: antigen processing and presentation of endogenous peptide antigen via MHC class I via ER pathway, TAP-independent; antigen processing and presentation of endogenous peptide antigen via MHC class Ib; immune response. The transcript is spliced from 7 exons.
CGUGGGUGGAGCGGGAGGGGCCGGAGUACUGGGACCGGGAGACACGGAACUGCAAGGCGGACACACAGACUUUCCGAGGGAGCCUGCGGAACCUGCGCGGCUACUACAACCAGAGCGAGGCCGAGUCUCACACCCUCCAGAGGAUGCUUGGCUGCGACGUGGGGCCGGACGGGCGCCUCCUCCGCGGGUAUGAACAGAACGCCUACGACGGCGCCGACUACCUCGCCCUGAACGAGGACCGGCGCUCCUGGACCGCGGCGGACACGGCGGCUCAGAUCACCCAGCGCAAGUGGGAGGAGGCCCGUUGGGCGGAGGAAAUGAAGGCCUACCUGGAGGGCCGGUGUGUGGAGUGGCUGCUCAGAUACCUGGAGAACGGGAAGGAGACGCUGCAGCGCGCGGAUCCCCCAAAGACACACGUCACCCACCACCCACACCCUGACGGGGACGUCACCCUGCGGUGCUGGGCCCUGGGCUUCUACCCUGCGGAGAUCUCAUUGACCUGGCAGCAGGAUGGGGAGGACCAAACGCAGGACAUGGAGCUUGUGGAGACCAGGCCUUCAGGGGAUGGAACCUUCCAGAAGUGGGCGGCUGUGGUGGUGCCUUCUGGAGAAGAGCAGAGAUACACGUGCCAUGUGCAGCACGAGGGGCUGCCAGAGCCCCGCACCCUGAGAUGGGAACCAUCUUCCCAGACCACCAUCCUCAUCAUGGGAAUCGUUGCUGGCCUGUUUCUGGUUAUUGGAGCUGUGGUCACUGGAGCUGUGAUGUGGAGGAAGAGGAGCUCAGGUGGAAAAGGAGGGAGCUACUCUCAGGCUGCAAGUGGUGACAGUGACCAGGGCUUUGAUGUGUCUCUCACAGCUUGUAAAGCGUGACACAGCUGCCUUUUGUGGGACUGAGUGAAAGAAGAUUUGCUCACGCCUCCCCUUCUUGACUUCAAGGGCCUCUGACUUCUCUUUCUGCAAAGGACAUUUGAAUGGGUCUGCAUUCCUGUUCGGAUAAUGUGAGGAUGUGGGGAGAAGACCAGCCCACCCCUGUGUCCACACUGACUCCCUUCCCCACCCUGACCUGUUGCCUUCCCUGAUCAUCUUUCCUGUUCCAGGGAGGUGGGGUGGGGAUGUCUCCAUUCCUGUCUCUACUUCAUGGUGUGCUGAGCUCUAUCUUCUUAAUUCCCUAAUGAAAAUAGGAAUCUGAAUCUAAAUUUAUUUCAAAUUCUUGCCAUGAGAGAUUGAUUAACUAAUUAAAGGAGAUUUCUAAAAUUGGAGAGAGGAAAUAAAUGGCAGACCUGAGAACCUUCCAGAAUCCACAUGUUUGUGGAACUGAGUCUGCUGCAGGUGGGGAAGGGAAAGGCUGUGAGGAGCUGAGUGUGGACAGGGCCUGUGUCCAGUUGAUGCUUAGUUUAUUAUGCUUUUUGAUGUGGUCACUCCUCAUCUGGGUCAUCUUCACUGCUCCAUUGUCCUUGUCCCUUCAGUAGAACCUUGUUGCAGCAGGAUUUGUGUCCCCAGAGACUCAGACAUCACCCAGGAUGGCCUCUGUACAAAUGCGUCUCUGUGGUAUCAAGAGAAGAAUUUUCAGACCCAUCCAGUUCUUGCCAUCCUUCUAGGGCUCUUGCUGCAGCAUUAUGUUUUUCUCAUCUUUUCUUCAACCUUUUUAUUUUAUUUUGUAUUUCUUUUUAAUUUUCAUGGAUCCA